UAUCAACCAAUAGAAACGUUCGCUUCUGCUCCUUUUAAAUCUUCUUGUUAUGCACAGGCUAAUGAUUAUGCAUUUUUACCAUAGAUUUUUACCGAUGAUUUUUACCUAUUUUAUGCAGUCUAUGAUUUUUUACCAUAGACUGAUAAUUGAUACUAACAUGCAUUCAACAAACUAGUGCACUACUAUCCAAUGUACAUAACAUACAAGUGCAAUGUGGCUUUCUAUUUGUCGUUAAAUUGGAAUACAAGGGAGUUAUUAUGAACCCCAAAAAUAAAAUUAAAAAAUGGGAUGUGUUUUUUGAGCGAAAUCCUAUAAAGUUGUGUCAAUCUCAAAGCGCAAUGAAGCAAUAGAAACCAACAACAUUUAAAGAAUCUUGUGCUCCGCUAUCAUCGAAUAUAUUUUAUUUAUGUUCAGGCAGAUCUUGGGCCGCCUCGCUCGAAGGGUCCUCAUUCAUGUGCGUCUGACGCAGGUAACACGCUUCCAUGAUACACACAGCGUAGCCUUCCAACACCAAACGCCCAGUAGAUUUAGGUUUAUAUCAAUUUACUGGUGACUUUCCUCGGCAUCCACUCACCACGUCCUUCAGCAGACUGUUCUCCCGAGUUGUCCGCUCGUCAAACAUGGGGAAAAGAAGCAGACAGCGGCAGAAAAACCAGGGCACUGGCCGGGAUGACAGAGACAACGCAGCCUGGGGAGCUGGCUAUGCCGACAUCGUCAAGGAGAAUAAACUGUUUGAGCACUACUACCAAGAGCUAGGUUUGGUGCCUGAUGGAGAGUUUGAGCAGUUCAUGGACGCAAUGAGGGAACCGCUGCCUGCAACCAUCCGCAUCACUGGAUAUAAGAGCCAUGCCAAAGAAAUCCUCCACUUUUUAAAGGACAAAUACUUUAGGGAAAUCCAGGAGGUGGAGAUUGAUGGCCAGAAGAUUGAGGCUCCACAGCCUCUGAGCUGGUAUCCUGAUGAGCAAGCCUGGCACACUAACAUGAGCAGGAAGAUCAUCAGGAAGUCUCCCCUGCUGGAGAAGUUCCACCAGUUUCUGGUUAGCGAGACAGAGUCGGGUAACAUCAGCCGACAGGAAGCCGUCAGCAUGAUCCCCCCUCUGCUCAUGAAGAUUGAGUCCCACCACAAGAUCCUGGACAUGUGUGCUGCUCCCGGGUCAAAGACAGCCCAGCUGAUUGAGAUGCUCCAUGCUGACAUGGAUGUGCCUUUUCCAGAGGGCUUUGUCAUUGCCAACGAUGUGGACAAUAAGCGCUGCUACCUGCUUGUGCACCAAGCCAAGCGUCUCAACAGCCCCUGCAUCAUGGUAGUCAACCAUGACGCCUCCUGCAUCCCCAUGCUGAAAAUCGACGUAGAUGGCAAGAAGGACAUCCUCUUCUACGACCGCAUCCUGUGUGAUGUGCCCUGCAGCGGGGACGGCACCAUGAGGAAGAACAUAGACGUGUGGAAGAAGUGGACAACCAGCAACAGCCUGCAUCUCCAUGGGCUCCAAAUCCGUAUUGCAGUGCGUGGUGUAGAACAGCUGGCCGUGGGUGGGAGGAUGGUCUAUUCCACCUGUUCACUCAACCCUAUAGAGGACGAAGCUGUCAUUGCAGCACUGCUGGAGAAAAGCGAAGGAGCCUUAGAGCUGGCCGACAGCUCCGCUGAUCUGCCAGGGCUGAAGUGGAUGCCUGGGGUCACUUCCUGGAAGCUGAUGACCAAAGAGGGCCAGUGGUUCUCAGACUGGUCUGAGGUACCUAGCACUCGUCAUACACAGAUCCGCCCCACUAUGUUUCCACCAACAGACCCAGAGAAACUUGCUAGCAUGCAUCUGGAGAGAUGUAUGAGGAUUCUGCCACAUCACCAGAACACUGGAGGCUUCUUUGUUGCUGUACUGGUGAAGAAAGCGCCAAUGCCGUGGAACAAAAGAUAUCCCAAGCUGAGGAAGGACGUGUCAUCCACCUCAGAGGUCCGAGCUGGAGUCCCUGCAGCAGGCUCGUCCCCUGACACUCCAUGUCUCCCAGAGAAAGCUGUGAAGAAGGAGGAGGAGGGAGAGGGAGAGGGCUCAGGGGAAAAAGUGGUGGAGGAGGCACCCAAAGGAGCUUCCUUGGCCCCGGAGAUAUCUACUAAACAAGAGGGAGUGUGUGGCCCUCCACCCUCUAAGAAGAUGAAGCUGUUUGGGUAUAAAGAAGACCCCUUUGUGUUCCUCACAGAGGAAGACCCGGUCUUCACCAGCAUACAAUCUUUCUAUGAUCUGUCACCUGACUUCCCCAAGGUCAAUGUUCUGACCAGGACCCAUGACGGCAAGAAGCGACACUUGUACAUGGUGUCAAAAGAGCUCCGCAACGUGCUUCUCAACAACAGUGAGCGCAUGAAGGUCAUUAACACCGGGGUGAAGGUGUGGUCUCGCAACUGUGACGGAGAGGAGUUUGGCUGUGCCUUCAGGCUAGCUCAGGAGGGUAUUUACACUCUUCAGCCGUACAUCCGCUCCAGGAUAAUCAGAGUGAGUGUGGAGGACAUCAAAGUGCUGCUGACCCAGGAGAACCCCUUUCUCCACAAACUGCAGAAGGAUGCUUACGCUCAAGUCAAGAAAAUGGUUAUGGGAAGCAUUGUGUUGAAUUACAUUCCCAACCCAAGUAACCCAUCAGAGCCCCAGUGUCCCAUCCAGCUGUGUGGCUGGAGGGGAAAAAUCUCCAUCAGAGCCUUCGUCCCACGUAACGAGAGAUUUCAUUACCUUCGAAUGUUAGGCAUAGAGGUCUUUAGAGGCAAACAGGGCCUCGGGCAGGAACAGAGGAAGGAAACAAAGGAGGGAGAGGGAGAUGUAGAGGACGAGGAGGGAAAGGACGGACAGGAGGAAGGAGCAGUGAAAAUUGAGGCUGAGCUGGACUUGGAGAAUGGUAAUGAAAAUGGAUCACCAAAGAUGGACACUGGCAACCAGGUGACCAGCAGCUGAGGAUGUCGAAGAGAAGUUGGGGAGGAUGAUUGACUGAACUACUAUUAGAGCUCUGAGAGCUGUGAUCCAGGUCUAAGACCUCAGGAGAGUGAUGUGCCUGUACCGAUCCCCCUGUUCAACACACUGCCAACGCAGAAGGAUUCCCUCUCAGAGAUGGACUCCGUUUGGAUUUAAGAUGUUUGGAUCCUCUCUGGGAGUCAGCUUUUAGUUAAAAGGCUUGUCUUGUUUUACAACAUGUUUUUUUUAUGUUUUAACACAUUUAUUUCACUGAACUGUAACCCUCAAUUUUCUUUUAGUUGCUUGUGUUCAGAAAGGUUUAUAUGAAUCGGCAUUUCAUUUUCUACACCUGUUAUUAUGGAGAAAUACAGAGUUGAUUAAAGCAUUUGAAGGUCAA
This is a messenger RNA of Notolabrus celidotus (New Zealand spotty), 3321 nucleotides long. It is a transcript of the gene nsun2, whose product is annotated as NOP2/Sun RNA methyltransferase 2. Lineage: Eukaryota; Metazoa; Chordata; Actinopteri; Labriformes; Labridae. Gene Ontology annotation, molecular function: tRNA (cytidine-N5)-methyltransferase activity; tRNA binding. Bases 621 to 2927 code for a protein of 768 amino acids. The transcript has 19 exons. Gene Ontology annotation, biological process: tRNA methylation. Gene Ontology annotation, cellular component: cytoplasm; nucleus. The record is from RefSeq and is a predicted model, not a curated record.